Molecule: messenger RNA, 171 nt
Organism: Anisakis simplex (herring worm)
Lineage: Eukaryota; Metazoa; Nematoda; Chromadorea; Rhabditida; Anisakidae
Source: the annotation of a GenBank genome assembly
GGUGCAAUCUUCAUGUAUCAGUCGGCGAUGCGAUGGUUAGCCGUUUGGUUGGAUUUGUUGGUUGUAGCGAUAACAUUUGUUGUGUCGUUAUUUAUCGUUCUACUCACAGGCAGUGUGGCACCCGCUGAUGCGGGUAUGGCGUUGGCAUUUGCCAUUCAGGUUCAUUUCUAG